UGGCUUGUGGCGCACAAAUGAUCGGAUGACAACACGCCCGGUCGUACACGGGGCAUGCCAUACCUUAAGCCUUAAAUCCCGGCGGAAGAGCUUUACACCGGUACCGCCGCCCAUUCCAUGUGCGUCAUUUACUUGCGUUCCCUUCCAGCUUAACUCCCUCCAUAUCCCUCGCCUCUGCACUUCGCCUUGCAGCACCGUUCCGUCGUUGCCUUCUUCCCCACAUCAUCAUCGUCGCCCCUCCACAGACGCCGGGAGACCGACUCGGCGAUGGAUCCUCCGCCCGCUCAGUCCAUGUCUGCGACCGACGACCUGCACGACAAGAGCCUCGACGGAUGCUGUUCUUGCUGCUACGACUGCUGCUCCAGCAUCCUGGACUUCCUGUGCUGCGCUUGAUGCUGCUGCUCCUCCUCCUGCCGUUCCCACGGCUUACGGCGGAAGCGCGCGGAGAUACCUGACUUAUUUCGGAGUACUAAUAUAGUCAUUGGGUGAUAUAUUUUAUAUAGCCUGUAUGUAAUAAGGAGAUUUAUGGAUCAAGUGCUGUAAUGUGUUGACUUAUCUUCCGCUAAAGUAGUCGUGCAAUUUGGUCUGGGAAAUUUACCCAAAUUCUGUUUUGCGUA
Messenger RNA from Triticum urartu, 617 nucleotides. The record is from RefSeq and is a predicted model, not a curated record. NCBI's taxonomy places the organism in Eukaryota, Viridiplantae, Streptophyta, Magnoliopsida, Poales, Poaceae.